GGCUCUACUCUUUUCUCGCUAUUAUUCUCCAAACCAAAAGCUCUGAAUAACAGCAAUGGCGGCAGUUGUACAGGAUGUUCUACCCCCUUCUCUAGACUCUUCUUCCGAGCCUCCCACUCUUUUUGAUGGAACAACGAGGUUGUACACAUCUUAUAUAUGCCCAUUUGCCCAGCGUGCUUGGAUUGCACGGAACUAUAAGGGUUUGCAGGAAAAGAUAAAGUUGGUUCCUAUAGAUCUUGAGAACAGACCUACCUGGUACAAGGAAAAAGUUUAUCCCCAAAACAAGGUUCCUUCCCUGGAGCACAAUAAUGAAAUCAGAGGAGAGAGUCUUGAUUUGGUUAAAUACAUUGAUAGCCAUUUUGAAGGGCCUUCCCUUCUCCCUGAGGAUCCUGCGAAGAAAAAGUUUGCAGAAGAGUUGCUAUCCUACUCGGACACCUUUGUUGGAACUGUCUUCUCUUCAUUUAAAGGAGACCCUAAGGCUGAUUUUGGUGCUGUUUUUGAUUACCUGGAAACGGCUCUCUCCAAAUUUGAUGAUGGGCCUUUCUUCCUUGGCCAACAGUUCAGUGAGGUGGAUGUAGCCUAUGCACCAUUUAUCGAAAGAUUUCAACCAUUAUUAUUGGAGGUAAAGAAUUAUGACAUCACCACCGGCAGACCGAAGGUAGCAGCAUGGAUUGAGGAGGUGAACAAGAUCGAGGGCUACAAACAAACUAAACUUGAUCCACAGGAGGUACUUGGAGUCCUGAAAAGAAGGCUCUUCGGUCAUUGAGCAUGUCUGGUUUAAAGUCUCCCUGGGAUCUUCUCAGCUAUGUGGGUCAUGUACCUAGUAUAUGGGAAUGAAGUGAAUAA
Telopea speciosissima is the source of this 846-nucleotide messenger RNA. RefSeq names its product glutathione S-transferase L3-like. Gene Ontology annotation, cellular component: cytoplasm. The record is from RefSeq and is a predicted model, not a curated record. The transcript has 10 exons. Gene Ontology annotation, molecular function: glutathione transferase activity. Lineage: Eukaryota; Viridiplantae; Streptophyta; Magnoliopsida; Proteales; Proteaceae. The coding region runs from base 56 to 766 and encodes 236 amino acids.